Juglans regia (Persian walnut) is the source of this 3593-nucleotide messenger RNA. RefSeq lists its product as uncharacterized. Lineage: Eukaryota; Viridiplantae; Streptophyta; Magnoliopsida; Fagales; Juglandaceae. The coding region runs from base 217 to 3267 and encodes 1016 amino acids. The transcript is spliced from 5 exons. The record is from RefSeq and is a predicted model, not a curated record.
CACUCUUCACUCUAUCUCUCUCUUUCUCUCUGCCUCAGGUUACCUAUGCUGAAGUUAGUCACCAACGCUUCUUGAAAAUUCUUGCCUAGAUAAAUGUCCUGGAUAUAACUCUUUCAGGGGCAUUAAUUCAACAUAUCGAGCAGAAAAAAGUAUAGGGGAGGCAGUGGUUCUGGCUCUUCAUGCUCUCUACAAGGUUCUGUUCUGGGUGAAAUAAAGAUGUCAGAGAUUUUGGAGCAGCUGGGACAUAUAGAUUUACCGAAUGUCAAGUGUACAAAAAAGUAUAGAUCUGAUGAAGCCAUGCAUUUUCCCGGUCAUGACGGCCCCUCUUGUUCUUUAAAUGAGAACCCCGCCACCAUUAAUAGUGUGGUGGAUAUAGUUGCUACAAUUUCUAACAAGAAGAAGAAGAAGAAGAAGAAGAGAAAGAAAGGCAAGUCAACUAAAAGUUCCACUGAUAUAACACUUGAUGGCACAGGAUUAAGAAAAUGCGAUUUAGACACUGAAGUUGGUUCUUUUCAGUUAUCCAGGGAGGGGAUGAACAAUCCCUCAUCUAAGUAUGACGCAGACUUGAAGAAGGAUCCUCCAUCUGCUGGUGUUAGUCUUCAAUUGCCACCAUGUACAUCUGAAUUUUGUGAAAAUCAGAAUGCUCACAAUGGCAAGAAACUCCCUCAAUGUUCCAAGAUCAGAAAUUCUAAUCUCACCGACAAUUACUUACCAGAUGCUAUGCAGAAUCAUAAUGAUUGUGAAUCCAACAACCGCUGUGAGGGCUCAAAAAUCAGCAGGCAAGAGCCUGAAGAACUAAGCAACAACUGUUUUUCAGAGCAUCUUGAGAACCAGUCUCCCAGACAUUUAUCUCGAUGCAAUACUUAUGAGAUAAUGAAUUCCAUGUCGUGUAAGGCCAAAAAUUGUAUUGGUGACAACCAUGGAGAUACCAAUAUCUGUGAACUGUGUCACAGUGCCUGGAAUGUUCAUGGUAUCACUCCAUGUAAUGAUUUUAAAUCUAACAAUUUGACAUCUCAGUGCGAUGUUGUACCCAAAACUAACAGUCAUUUCCCUAUCCAGGUUGGGAGGGGAAAUAGCUGCUUAGUCCAGCAGAAGAAUCAGAACAAUGCAAAGGGUGCACAACCCAACUGGAAAAGAAGAUCAAGUUUUUGUUAUGUAGAGAGGGAUGUUUGUCUGCUAGAGAAGAAUCUUUGGGUCAAGCAUAAUUCAUUUUCAAGUAGAGGACUGUUACCCAGACCCUUAAUUUCACCUCCAGGCUACAAGAAAUCUGCACAUGGAAUUAAAAUGAUGGUCAACAAAGAGUCAUUAAUGCAUGCGAAUAUGCCGCCAUUGGUUGAAUCUCCACAAUGGGCUUCUCAGCAGAAGUUGAACAGGGUAUUUUAUAAACAUGUUUCACAGUUAAGUCAACCAAGUACUAUGGAAAUUGACUGUGGGAAAUCAAAAUCAUACAAUUCAUUCAAUCAUGAGAACAACUACAGUAUAAAGGAAGGACUGGGAAGCUAUGGUGGCAACUUCUUUAGGCUUCAUGAUAAGUCAGUUCUCUUUCAAAAAGAAUCAUCACAGGUUUGUUAUGAAUUGUAUCAGUACAAAAAUGGGAAUUCUGCACAAAGAGCCAGUUACAAUAGUCAGUACACUGCAGGUUAUGGUUCCUACUAUUUAAAUUCAUCUCCUGCAUUUUCCCCUCUCAUAAGGCGAAAUGCACCUCCCUCAACAGAUUUGAUAAUGCCAGGUCAAUGUGAGCUAAAUGGGUUCCAGCCACACAAUUGCAUGAAGGCUCCAAGGAUGGAAGGUGUGUCAAGUAGGUCUUUUCGUGCACCUAUAGACAGAAAAAUGUGCCCAAACUUGAAAUUUCAUAAUGGACCUAAACAUAGCCCAAGUGUAAAGAAGUGGAUUCCCGUUGGUACAAAGACGUCCAAGCUUCUGAAACAAACUAGUUCUGCUGGUGAAUCCUGCAUUGCAGAAAAUUCCAGUGCCAAAGUAGAUAGUCAGGAAGUUGUAACUGUAAGUGCUAAAGAUCACCAAAAAAAUUAUAAAAAACCCAACUUCAAUCCCAAGUUCUUAAUAGGCUCACAUAUAUCUGCAGAAGCUUUUAAGGCAGCUUACCAAAUGCAACUUGAAUCGGAGGUCAUUCACCUUGUUAUGGGCUAUCCACUUGCAGAAUUUGAAAGGCUGGUCCAUUCUGCUGCUCCAGUAAUCACUUCUUCAUUUGUAUAUGAAAAAUGUGCCAUUUGCACAGAUAAUCAGCUGUCCCAUUGUUUCCUCUGCAAGCACCAGAUACCUAAUGUAUCACUACGUGCUGUUUGGAACUGGUAUGAGAAGCCGGGGAAUUAUGGGUUGGAAGUCAAGGCAGAAGAUUCUCGGAAUCUAAAGGGGUUGGAUAUUGAUUCUAUGUCCUUCCAUGCUCAUUUUGUUCCUUUCCUUUCAGCCGUCCAGUUGUUUGGCUUCCCUCGUCCCCCCAAGCAUUCUGUUAAAAAUAGAGAGCAUGCCAACCUUGAAAUGCAGGGCAAAGGAGAACUUGAAUCUCACUCAUCUUUUCCCGCAACAUCGUUUGUCAGACAAUAUCCAGAAGAUUUUGAGGUUCAGGGGAAUGAGGAAGAUGGUAUAGAACCAGUGGCUAAUUGUGACUCAGUUGAGGAACCUGUCAGUUCAUUGAAGUUUUCCCUAUGCAAUGAAAGUGAUAGUUUGAGUUUAGAUUGUUUGCCUACCUUCUUGGAUACCGAGCUCUUAUUUGAAUUUUUCGAAUCUGAGCAGCCACAGAAUCGAAAGCCUCUUUAUGAUAAAAUUGUAGAGCUCAUUGGCACUGGAUCUUCUAAUAAUCAAAUAUAUGGUGACCCAUCAAAGCUAGAACUUAUGAAGCUGCACGAACUACAUCCUGCAUCUUGGUUUUCAGUGGCCUGGUAUCCAAUAUAUCGAAUUCCAGAAGGGAACUUCCGUGCAUCAUUUUUGACUUUCCAUUCACUAGGGCAUCUGGUCCACAAACUCCUUUGGAGUGAUUCUCUGAAUAAAGACGUAUUCUGCAUUGUCUCCCCCGUGUUAGGAUUGCAAAGCUACAAUGCACAGGGUGAAUGCUGGUUCAAUCGAAAAAUACCAGUUGAAACUUCUUUGAAAGAAUCAACACCUUUCAAUGGUUCUGAAAUCCUUAAAGAAAGACUCAAAAAACUAGAGGAAAAUGCACUACUUUUUUCCAGAGGGUGUGUUUACAAAAAUAAUGUAAUGUCAUUCAAUCGGCAGCCAGAUUAUGAGUUCUUUCUUUCCCGGAAAAGUUAAGUUGGUUUUUUCUUAUGCCAUAUCUUCCAAUGAGGACAUUUUUCUUACCAUUACUGUUUAAGAAUUGGGUUUACUUACACUGGCGAUAUAUUUGUAAAGUGGAUAGGAAAAAGAUGAGAUACUACUGUUUGGGCGGCCUAACCAUUGUAUGUUAGUUUUUGUUGGCAAUGUAAAACUUUUAAGAGUUGAAAAGCUGAAGCCUUGUUCGAUUCAAUUUUGUAUAGCCAGAUGACAUCAUCCUCAGCUGUUGAUUUUCACAUUAUAGUUCCGUUUCUGAAUUUUGAUGUAAAUAAACGAUACUAUUGACAAAUCCUUGGUAGAGAUCU